CUGCAACAAAAAGCCAGAGCGCAUUGAAGACAGUUUCUACGGAAGGUGAUUUUUAGAUACUCAAACUACUUCCAUCUUCACCUUUUCCGCAACUAACCGUUGUUAGAUCUUGAUCCUUUUCUCACCCCUCACGCCCUCAAUCAAGGCAUUCUUGACCAUCGUCCUUCAACUAAACAAAGCGUCUUCAACAAGCCAAGAUGUCCUCCAACUCUCAAGUUGCUGUCCAGGGUCUUCGAACCUUCCCACCCGAGGUCCGGAAUAUGAUCUACAAGGCUGGCGGUGUCUUUGACGGUAAGACCCCCGAGCUUAUCAAAGCCCUCCGCACCGAUCCGGUCUUGUACCAAGAGGCCCUUUACGUCUUCCACGAAGAGAACGCAUAUCGUCUGAGCAGCGACAACGGCUGGGGAUUUGGAGCCAUGGACGGCGAAGUCCUCAAGGGUAUCAAGAACCUCGAUAUCGAUCUUAACUACAACAUCCUCGGCCACAUCCCGAAAUUCAUCUGGGGCUUCCAGCGGCUCGCGGCGGAGCGCACGCCUCUCAGCUCACUGCAGCGGGUCACGAUCCGGCACGUGCAGACGCCCGGGAUGGACCACUGGGAGAUGAGACACUUCUGUGAGUUUGUGGUGGAGGCGCUGCGGCUGGUGAUGGCGGCCAUUUUCGAGGAUUGCAAGGAGUUGACGACGCUCACGUUCUUCCCUGGCGGGCUGCCGGAUGCGCAGCGCGCGUACUUCGUGGAUGUUAUGGAGAAGGAGAUGUGGCUUAUGGCGCGGGUGGAGAAGAAUAUGGGGGAGGCUGGUGGUGGGCUGGUGUAUUGCUGGGAGGGGAAGCCGUUGACGGGUCCGGUGAUUCAGAGGGAGGCGUUUUUGGAGAUCAACUCGAUGAUGUACCUGGGUUGGCUCGCGGUGAGAGUUGAUGAUGAUAAUGAUUGGGACACGGAUGAUGGUGCGGAUUACGUUGAUGAAGAUGGAAGACUGAUAGAUGAUGGACUUGCUGGGGAUGCUGAUUGUGGAUUGGGAUCUGACGAUGGACAAUCUGCUGAUCAAGGAUCUGCUGAGGAAUAA
Molecule: messenger RNA, 1061 nt
Organism: Amorphotheca resinae ATCC 22711
Lineage: Eukaryota; Fungi; Ascomycota; Leotiomycetes; Helotiales; Amorphothecaceae
Exons: 2
Coding region: 198-1061 (287 amino acids)
Source: RefSeq, a predicted model, not a curated record